GAGGAUGCUUGACCGGGUGCCUUCAGCUUAGCGAGUCCAGUUAAACUAUCAAGGUCAGCAUCAAUGUCGAAAGUCGUCAAACCCUAGGCUAUUGAUUUUGGGGAAGUGUGUGACGCUACAGAUCAACCUAAAAUUUAUGUAGAUACUUACUGCAAAACUUACAUAAGGCAAAAUAGCUUAACACCCUUCAACCAGAAAUUUGAACCUCACGCGCUGUUUUUGCUUUGACCGUUACAGGAUAUGAUAGGUGGCCUUUUUAUUUACAAUCACAAAGGGGAGGUUCUGAUAUCACGAAUAUUUCGUGAUGAUGUCUCCAGAAAUGCUGCUGAUGCUUUUCGUGUUAACGUUAUACAUGCAAGGCAGCAGGUGCGGUCACCAAUUAGUAUAGUUGCUCGGACAAGUUUCUUCCACGUUAAGAGAGCAAACAUCUGGAUAUGCGCUGUCGCUCGCCGCAAUGUAAACGCAGCAAUGGUUUUCCAACUACUUCAUGCCCUGCUAAAUUUGAUGAAAGAUUACUUUGGAAGGGUUACGGAAGAAAAUAUCAAAAACAACUUUGUUCUUAUAUACGAAAUCCUCGAUGAGGUGAUUGAUUACGGUUACGCUCAAAAUACCGACACUGGUAUUUUGAAGUCGCUCAUAACGCAGGCUGGUACACGCACUGCCAGCAAAGAGGAAACUGCGCAAAUCACAAACCAAGUUACUGGGCAAAUCGGGUGGCGUCGCGAAGGUAUCAAGUAUAGGAGAAAUGAACUGUUUUUGGAUAUAAUGGAGUCGGUUAAUCUGCUUAUGUCUCCGCAGGGACAAGUUUUAUCGGCACAUGUAGCGGGUCGUGUAAUCAUGAAGUCUUAUUUAAGUGGCAUGCCAGAAUGUAAAUUUGGGUUCAAUGACAAAGUUAGUCUCGAAAACAAGCAACGAUCUACAGCUGGUACUGAAGACAGUAGCGGAGGCAUUGCUAUAGAUGACUGUCAGUUUCAUCAGUGUGUGAAAUUGGGUCGAUUCGAAACGGAACAUACCAUCUCCUUUAUUCCACCAGAUGGUGAAUUCGAGUUAAUGCGAUAUCGAACUACUAAGAUCAGUUAUCGGAGUUGAUUCACAUUUCAGCAAGCAGCAUUUCUUCACAUUCUGAUAGCAGCGUUCUUGACAGUAGUUUGACCGAAAAAUGAAUGGUUGUUGAGUUGAGAUUCCCAACCACUUUUUCAAGUUCUUUGCUGCUAGCUUUUAUCCAGACUAGAUUGAUUACAUGCCACUUAGUCAUAUUUUCAGCUUGAUAUCAUGCUUAUAAAGAAUUUUCAGUAAAUCUAGAAUUUAUUCGGUCUUUUUUCCCAUCUUUUUGGUUAAAUCGUAUCCAUGAUUCUUCGUAUGCUUCCUAUAUUUUGAUAGUGGAAUACUGACCACCAAAUUCUCUGACUCGAAAAACACUGAAACUUUGACCAUUAGUUGUAUGUUCUUAUUAUAAUUCGAAGUUGCGUUUUUGAUUCGAUUAUAUUCGAUAGUAAUGGGUUAAGAGAUUAAUGUCUUACAUAGCUUGUGAUAAUAUGAUAAUGAUAAUGAACUAUGGUGAAUCAAUUGUUUAGUGUUCUUUGGUUUCCUGUGACUUUUAUUUACUGUUGAAAAACUAUCUUGGAAUCAUUUGAUUUCCUGGAAACCACCUAUUCGAAACCUAAUUUUGCCACAUUUUUAGCUAAAUAAAUUAAGGGAUUAACUGUUUAUGCAUAAAUUGUGAAAUAAAGUAUGAAAAACUAGGAUUUCUGAUUUUCAUUCGGUAACCCGUGGAAUUAUGAAGAUAGGUUUUACAAAUUGGAAGUACCAAGCUUCAAUUAAAUAAACAUACUUUCUUAUGAAUGGGAUCUUAGUUAUUCAACAGCGAGUGUUGGUGUUAUCAUUGUUCAAAAUAUUCUUACCAAAAAGUGAAUUUCCUGUUGCUCUCUUCUGAUGUACAAACACGGGCAAAUCAACAUAGAAUCUGGCACAGAAGCGUAUCAGUUCAAGUUGACACACUCCACACGCGAAAGAGCAAGUAGAUUGGAAAAGAGUGGUAUCAAAGCUGAGAAAUGUGUAUAAGAAGAGAUGGAAUAAGGAGACGAAGGUUAACAAAAUAUUCACAACUUCCAAAAUGACAAACAGCGUAUAUAUCUGUGGCAUUUUUACUGCUUCUGUGUGAUACCUAAGCAUAGAUUCCCUUCGUCUCGAGGACCCUAACCGAGUAGCUAAAAUCUUUCUACACGGCUCACUUCAGGCUUCGUGGGCUGAUGCCACUUGUUGAUCCGACCACAUGUAACCUUUCAACCCAAUUCUACUUGUACUAAGAAAACAUGUUGAGUUAGGGGGUGACUCAGCUUGCAUAACGCAUGUUCAAGCCACCUCAGUCAAACAUGUUUCUCCUGGAAGCAGUUCAGUCCGUAAGAAAUCAGAGGUGCCUGAUUAUUGGUUAAUAUGCAUACUUUUAUCUAACACCCAACUCGUAUACCAGACACCACUGACUCCAGUGCCUCAAAUGAAGCACAGAACAAAGAAGACUGGACUGAAUGAGAACCUUUAUCACCGCAGAAAACUGGUAAUAGCCUGGGAUAGAUACAUGGGAUGUGACCAUUUUCAGAAUUAAAAACACUGACAUAUAAAAAGUAAGUGUCAAGUAAUCAGUGGUUUGCAUUGGGAAAAUGGACCAACUGGUCAUGGCUUCCAAAAGCGUUAAAGUAGUGGUUUAAAAUGUACUGGAAGACGAGUCAUGUUUUAUACAAAUCUGGGGGACCUUGCAACACCUCUUUUUGUCAAAAAACCUUUUUGAUACCUUCGUUUUAUUGCGUAUAUCUGGAAACAUGCUGUUCGAGAUCGUCUGCAAUCUAUCCAUCUUCUGGGUAGAAGCUUGUUGUUGAUUUCGGUUUCGCUCUCAAUUUGUAUCGUUGCUGAUGUGGACAAGCCCAGUAGGAUGUCCAAAUGUAGGAUUCAAUUUUAUGGCUGCCAAGCAGUUGAUUCUUUUGUUUUGUCCAUUUCUCCUGAUCCACCCUGAUAUCGUACAUUACACUGUGGCGUCUUUUGAUGACAACACUUCCAGUCCAAACGGCGUGUUCGGGUCUGUAAUGUCGGAUGUGAACGCAAUCUUUCUGUUCGUAAUGUGAUUUACCUGUUUGUGUUGUUUGUAAAGUGUUGAUAACGUCGCAUAGUGUGUCGUACACAGCUUUUUCACUUAGAAACAUCCAUCGGAGAUUUAUCAUCUGGUAGGGCAUCAUUAGGCGUUAAGCAAUAGAUCAAUAAGAACUGCUAUAUUACAUUUGUCACCCUUCCUCCUUUUGUAUGGGGAUCUGCAAAUCUUUCUGACUGAAUAUCAGGUUGUAUAAGGUUGUAUAUGGUACUGUGGUAUACGUAUUUGAUUGACGGUAUUUAUAUGGCAAAACUGGGGGGACUCGAGCGAGCUGAGUAAUGAUCCAUCGUCGGAAAUAAUAGUCUCUGGUAACCCAUGGGCAAAGAAAAUAUAUGUAGAAGCAGCAGUUUUUUGACUUGACGACAUAGGCGAUAUUGCAGUGAUCUUCGGUCAUUUGGAAUAAGCAUUGAUAACAAACAGAUAAUGUGUUUCUUGUAAUGGUCCCAUGAGGUCAAUAUAACUUCCAACCCAAGGGCCGUCAGAUAAUGACCAAUUCUUUAGUGGAAGACGCGAAUGGUCCUCAGCUGCCUUUUAGUAUGAUGCGCAGCAACCAACGAACUCAGCUGUACUACAGUCCAUAUUGAGCCAGUAAGCAUAGCUUCUUAGCGAUAACUUUCACACUCUCCUUUUUGGCACGAACAAUGUGAAACUGCUUUAAAAACUUGUAUCUGGAGGGACUUAGAAACUGCUACGCGUUCUUCCAACAUGAAGCGAUUAUUGACGACACCAAAAGAUUCUCUUCUGUUAAACAGUUGUUUCAAGCCACCGGCGAAAGGUCCCUGUAAUCAUUUCGUCUGGAUUUAAUACAUGAUUUCGUGCAUAAUCUGAUCGUUGUUGGUUUCUUUUUUGAUUUGAGCUUCUGUGAUGUAAAGCGCGCGAAUCAUGCAAUCCAAUAAGGGAACUGCAUAAUCUGUGCACACUAAUACAGUAACUGGGUCUUGGCUGAGAAUAGGAUAUUUGCUUAUGAGUCAGGAAAGUGCAUCUGUAUAUUCAGUCUUCUGUUCGGCAAUAUUUGAUAUCGAAGUUAUAACCCAAUAAUUUAACUGCCCCCCCCCUCCGCCAUCGGUGUAGUAGUCUCUUAGCGGAAUGAGCUGUAACUCAACGUUUUCAUCUAGAAAUUGAGAAAAUAGGUUUGUGGUCAGCGAAGUAGAUGAAAUCUGGUGGAAAUUUUGAUAGCGAAAACUAGCGCGACUACUUCCUUUUCAGUCUGCUAGUAGUGUUUAUCAAGUGAAGUAAGAGAUCCCGAUACAUAUAUGACGAUCUUUUGUCAACUACCAGCACGCUCGUGAAAUAGAACGUCAUUAGCACUAGCGACGGAAGUAUCAACUGCAUCGACGAUUGGUAGGUGUCGAUUAUAAUACAUUAAGAUGUCACAGCUGAGAGCGGACUUGCUCCUUUUUACGGCAGUGUCACAUCUUUUUCAACACGAUCAUGGAGCAUCUUUAUGUAGGAGAUUCCGUAUGUGAUGUAGGGAGGACAGGAACGCUGAAUAGUAGCUAUUGAGAACUAGGAAAGAUUGGAGCGUUGCGGUGUUCGUUGGAGUUGGCAUUUGCUGUGUCAUGCGAAUGUUUGUUAGGGUCAGGACGUCGACCAGAUGCACCAAGAGGAAUUGACACUUUUCUGCUCUCAACGGAUUGCUGAACGGGAGGUGGAUGUACUGGGAAAGAUCUCAAUAAAUGUUGGUGAUUAGAGGUUCACAUUCUAAAACGUUUGACCUGCUAGUGUGUAUUCGCUAGGUCAAUUUUUGCAAAAUAAUUGCCUCCAAUCAGAGUGGUGAAUAGAUUAUCUGCAACAGUCAGAGUGUAGUGCUGUCACUCUGAAGGUGGAUUUAGACCUGUUAAAAAAUCAACGCAUAGUCGAAUGGAACCAUUAGCUUUACUAAGGGCGACGUUUGCGGCGGCCCACGAAGAAUGGGAUAUUAGAGUAAUAACACCUUGUUAUUUCAGUCGUUUCAGUUGUGUUUCGACGAGGGGUGACGGCGGAUACAAAAGGGACCUUCUGGGAUUAGAAGCAGGAUAUACGUUUGAUGCCAGUCGUAGAACAGCUUUGGCUAUACUAUAGUGACCGAGGUCAGGCUUGAAAACGUCUGCAUAUUGCAUAACAAUGUCGACAGUAUUCAUCGGGACAUCCGACUAUUGCUAGACUUUGUUACAUACCACAUUCAAUGGGAUGUCAACAGUUUUAAGCUCCCAAAUUAAUUAACUUCCGACAAGUUGAAGUAAACAUCAGUAACGAAAAAACUCCUUCAAAGGUAAUAUUUCGACAUGAGAUGAAGCAGUAGAGUUGAUGUGCUCGGUUGGAGUUUAUCCCCCUCAUGUACUAGUAGCUGCUUGUAUUCUCAGUGGGAGAUCACUGUUAUAUCGGAGGCUGUAUCAAAUUGUAGGCGAGUGGUUGACCAUUUAUAUUGAGCGUUAUAUAUUUCUGUUAAACUGGACUAUAAUAACGAUACCUAUGUUGUUUGAAAGGGCACGAUUUCAUAUCAUAACAACCUCCACGUUGGUUUCUGUUGAUCUUUUUUAUAUGGCAGAGUGUUGCGUCAGACGAUAUAGAGUUAGUCAUUGCUACUAGACGUUUAAUUCCCUGAAUUUUUUCGCCUUCUGGCAGCCAGUCCGUAUGAGGUUGGUAUCUUGACAUAUGUUAGUUUGUUGUAGAUAUUCAUCACCAGUGUCAGCUUUGGUUCUUGUUCAGGACGAUUCAGUAUGCAUGUUCGCAUAUCUUCAAAUCUUGGAGACUGGAGAACGCAGAAAAAUAUGAUUACUUUGAAUUGUUCCUAUGCUUUAUUGGAAAUCCCAAGUUGUGUAUGAAUGUUAUCAUGUUCAUUCAUUACUAAUUUUAUGCACAUUGAAGAGUGAGUGUUGUUCUCCGAACUGCUGGCGUAACGUAUCAAAUGUCCUCUUGCAUGGGUUUGGUCGUAAGGAUUAGAUUGCAGUAACUGUCCAGUUCAUUUACACCAAGCUUUCGGAGUAGAAGUCUGACCCUCCAGGCAUUGUCUUUAUUUGCAAAAGAUCUUUAUAUCUUCGAAAUCAUGUAUCAAAAGUGACAUUGGCAUCUGGUUCGUAUUGAAACUCUGAAAUAUUGAAACCAUUAGUAUCACUAGUAGGAGAUGAAUUGGAGGAAGAUGGAGCGAAAGUGACAAUUUAAAACGUAUAAAAAAAUAAAUGAUGUUUUAUGCCAGUCUAUGCACCUCCUAAUAGUACCGUCGGACGACAACUCUCCGUAAUCUCUGAUACAAAUUAGUUGAGUUCUAGGAGAAAGCUUUGAUCACGAUAAUAUAUUUGCUCAUCACUUCUUCCAGAAACAAGCACUACUACAUUACUUCUGGCUCAAAAACAUUGAAUACUGCCUUCAGAUCUAAAUGUCUAAAGGUUAUUAUUGGACUAGUUAAUCUUUUUUUAAAAUCUAAUGUGGGGUGAAAAUCUGAUCUAUGCAAAAGCAAACACCAUCCCACUUAUUUUAUAAGGUUAUUCACCUUUCCUUACGUAAUUGAGUUUUGUUACGAUGACCCGAUUGAGCUAUUUGGGUAGAAGUAAGUGUAAAUAAGUCGGUAAUAAUAAAGAUAUAUAACCUUACAGUGUAAAAAAGUGAUAGAGUAAUUCCAGCUUCUAAAAGUCGUGCUACUAACAGCCCCAGAGUAAAAGCAGCAAAUAAUUUUUUGGUAGUGCCCAGUAUACCAGUAAUGAUGACCUGCUGUUAAGAGAAGGGUUUAGAACUGCUACAUUCUGUUGUCUCAAAGUCCCGUUCAUUUGUCUUGCGUAAGGUUUGCAAACUAUGAACCCAACCCAAGUAUACUGGUGGAUACAGGUUCCUACUGCAUCUCAAGUUGUAAGUCAUUUCCUUACUUUUACUUUGCGACCUUUUAUCGAAUGAGGUACCUUUGAAAUGUGUUUUGUAUACUUAGUCAUCGCCUACCUCGCCCUGGGAUUUAAACCUGAGUAGAAUCAUGUGGAAAGAGAUUAAAGCUGGUCAGACUAAGAUGGAGACAUUGACUGUUUGUCUGAGUCAUGUAGAAUAAUGUUGUUGGCUUUCUGGUUCAAGUCCUCGAGACAAAAGGAAUCUAUGCUUGGGUAAAAAUGGCGCAGGUAUAUACACUAUUUGUCAUUUUGGAAGUUGUGAAUAUUUUGUUAACCUUCGUCUUCCUGUACACAUUUAUGAGCUUCGAUACCACUCUUUUGCAAUCUAAUUGUUUUUCGUGUCCCUGUGAAUUUUGUCAAUUUAAGCUGAUGCACUUCUGAACCGGAUUCUACAUUGAUUCAUCUAUUUACCUGUAUUUUCAGUCAUUAUCCUUAUGCUAAACUAGCGUUUUGUUUGAAUCGAGAAGUAUUUCGGUAUAUUUUUAUACAAUGCAGAUUUGAAGAUGCUGUCUUUACUGUAGAUUGUUUUCUUUGUCCUAGGAUAAGACGGAUAUCUGGUAUGAAAGAUUGUCAGUUGUCAGCUGAAAUCGAAUUAUUGCAAGCAUCUGAUAAGCAAAAGCGUUGGAUGCGUCCACCAAUUUCUAUGAAUUUCGAGGUACCGUUUGCACCGUCUGGAUUCAAAGUACGCUUUCUGAAAGUGUUCGAAUCCAAGUUGAAUUACUCUGAUCAUGAUGUUGUUAAAUGGGUUCGAUAUAUUGGUAAAAGUGGUCUAUACGAGACGAGAUGUUAGUCAACCGUUGAAUUGAAUUACACAGUUGAACUGAAAACAAAUGUUAUUUACCAAAUCUUUGUAUGAAUACUACAAUCAUCAUUAUUUAUUUUGCUUUAUUGAAGUGAUCAAAUAUUCAAUCAUAUACACACAUGAAUGGCAUAAUAUCCAUUAUAUAUAUUCAAUACUGGUUUUUUUUUUAAUUUAAGAGGGAUAUUCAACGUUCUCAUUUUGUUCUAUCUAUUAGUUUUGGGCAAAACUCUGUACUUGUCUGUCACACAUGUUUGUUUAAGUGCACACUGCAUCUUGACAUGUGGAGCUUGACUCCCCGCCCCCCCCGUGCAUUACAUCUUUUAUGGAGGAGCAUGAAAGGGAGGUGGUCCUGUAAUCACUUGUGCAUUUCUAUGUCUAAUCUUAUAUGCUUACUUUCAUCACCUUUAUGAAAAGUACAGUUUCUCUUUUUAGUGAAAUCGAACAAACAAAAAAGCAGGUUUAUUGCACAAUCAUUCCAUUGUUUACUAUUCCGGUCGUACCCUUUUCUGUCUGUCUCUUUCGGUCUUACUCAGAUUCGAUGUUAGUUGAAUUCAACUUUUUCUUGUCUCAUGAUCCAAUCUGGUUUAAUUAUGAUUCUAUAAGCUGACAAUCAAUCCACUGACAAAUUAUCCUGUGAUUUUACAUGUUUCUUUCUGUGUAUUUAUUCUUGAUUAGCAUUCUAAUAAUACUGGUCGUCAUCAUCAUUAUAAUGAUAACAAUAAAAUAGCUUCAGUGUUUUACUUUUAUCCAUCUGUUAUUAGAUGUAUGUAUUUAUGUAAAAACUACAUCACUCACUGGGGUGCAGGUACAUUCAACCGACAAGUCCCAAAUAGGACGAAAUGCGCGUCCUGGAUUCCACUGCUAACCACUAUCCAUCA
Molecule: messenger RNA, 8670 nt
Organism: Heterobilharzia americana
Lineage: Eukaryota; Metazoa; Platyhelminthes; Trematoda; Strigeidida; Schistosomatidae
Source: the annotation of a GenBank genome assembly